UCUUCUCCCCUCGUGUAGCUGAGAGGAAGGAAAGGAAGAAAGAGAAGUAGCUAGCUCAAAUGUGCCUCGCUCUGCUGCCGGGGCGCGGGGGCUUGGCUGGAAGGAUCUAGUUUCUCAUCAGUGGCAGGAAAAGGAGCCACAGGAGGCGGCAGAGACGGACACCCAGACAUGCCCGUCCCGUCAGGCUGCUGGCUCCUUCUCCUCUGCCUCACUGCCGCUGGCAAACAGUUGUCACUACAAAUCACUCCACCGUGUGAAAGCGAACAACACUAUGAAUACUCUGGACGGUGCUGCACAAAGUGCGAGCCAGGAAAGUAUAUGUCUGCUAGAUGCACUGGUAGUUCUGAUAGUGUGUGCCAGCCGUGUGGCCCAAACGAGUAUAUGGAUGUAUGGAAUGAAGAAGAUAAAUGCUUACUACAUAAAAUAUGUGAUCAAGGGAAAGCUUUGAGAGAAGUGAACCCAGGGAACAGCACAUUUCAGCGGCAGUGUGCUUGUACGAUGGGCUACCACUGGAAUGAAGACUGCGACUGCUGUCAGCGAAAUUCCAUAUGUGCUCCAGGAUUCGGAGCCCAGCAUCCUGUGCAACAAGACAAGGACACAAUGUGUAUACCAUGUGCCAGAGGUUACUUCUCAAAGGUUGCUUCAUCCACUGACGAGUGCAAAUCCUGGACCAACUGUACAGCUCUAGGGAUGGCAGAAAUCAUGCCUGGGACUGACAAGUCAGAUGCAGUUUGUGUAGAACGGAAGAUGCCUGAGCCAUCGGAAGACAGAACAAACAGGAUCUUAUAUUUGUUGAUUGUCAUCUUGUUUUUUGUGGCACUCAUUGGCAUUGUCGUCUUCAUUAUAUACUACAAGAAUAAGGGAAAAAAGCUGACAGCAGAUCUACAGAACUGGGCUAAUGAGGUAUGCAGCCAAAUAAAAGGAACAAAGGAUCCCCCCAGAGAUGCAUUUGUCACCAUGAACAACAUGAAUGCUGCUGUCCCCCAGACCUCUGAAGGCACAGGUCUCCUGGGCCCCACUGGCUCUCCUGCCCCUGGAAAGUCAUGCUGCAGCAGUGGCCACGCUCCUUGCAGGAAUGGGAGCCCUGGCACAGCACCAUGCGAGGUGGGAGGGAGCUUCCAAGAGUUCUCUGUGGUAACUGAGACUCAAGAUGACCAUUUCCCAACAGUACCCACAGAAGAUGAAUACAUGGAUAAGGAUCUCAAUACCGCUGAUUAUUUAUCUUUACUGAGUCGGACUGCCAGUAAAACAGUGUCAUCAUUUUCAGAACCAAUGGAGGCAGGGGAGAACGACAGCUUAAAUCAGUACUUUUCAGGGAUUGGGAGCACAGAGGAUGUAUCAGUCUCUCAAGGCUCUCACUCUUCCUCCAACAUAGAUGGGGCACACACUGCCACAGACAGACUUCUUCAGAAAUCUUGCCAACAUGCCCACAGUUGCCUGAAGGAAACGGGCAACAAAGACACAGAUCGUUUUGCAACAAACUAUGACUCAGAGAAGAUCUGUGUGAGGUGUGGCAUUUCAUACAGGGAAUCUCCCAGAAAGUGGAGCAAACCCUGUUGUGCUGCGGCCAACAGUGCCUCCACAUCUCCAGAAACUGGGUCCUAUGCACAGUGCAUCUGUGGCUUGAAUUUUCUCUCUGCUGGUCAGAGCACUCUAACAAGUGAUCAUGGUAUAGAAGAUGCAUCUUUGGAUAGUACCAACGUGAAGCACCAGAACACAAACAGAAGCACUUCAGGGACAAACAGAAGCACUUCAGGGACAAACAACAGCAGCACUUCAGACCUCCCUCCAGCAUCUGGAAAUGUGACUGGAAACAGUAACUCCACCUUUAUCUCAAGUGGACAAGUAAUGAAUUUCAAGGGCGACAUCAUUGUUGUCUACCUUAGCCAAAACUCCCAGGAGGGGCCAACGGCCUCAGGGCCAAGUGAGGAGAACGUGGGAAGCCCCGUGCAGGAGGAAAACCUCAGCCGCUGCGAGACUUUUGCUGGCAAUGGCCAGCACUACAAGGAGAAGUGUGCCGUGCUGCAGGGCGCCUGCCCGGCGGCAGGGAGCGGGGGGGUGCGGUGGCCCGCCGGACCCCUGGCUCAGGAGCGGGGCCCAUCCUGCCACGGCCAGGCCUUGCAGCCCGUGCAGGAGGAGGGGAAGCUGGGACACUUCUCGGAAAAGGUGUUGAACUGAGGCGAGCCGGUGUCCUUGCUGCGGGCUGGGGUGCCAAUGGGCAGCCCAUGCAAGGAGGUGUGGGGUUGCCAUGGGGCUGCUGAAAUCCCAGUGUCGUGACAGAUUCGGAGACUGUGGCUGCCCCUGGUGCCUCCUAGGAAAUUUUACAGCUGGAAAGGACCCUUGUGGUGCAUGUUGUCGGUGGUGGUGAUGCUCUCACUGAGGAGGUUACCAGUGGGGACAGGUGCAGGCGUGAAGCUGGGCGUGCUGCCCCCAUUGCAGUAGCAGUGACAGGGCACUCUCCUCUCCCUUGUGGGGCAGCGGGCUGCCUGCCUGCCCUCCGCUUCCUGGCACCUCUCCCUGGCAAGCGACAAAAGAGAGUUGAGGAGAUCCUUUGGGCUGGGGAUUUUGCGAGAAGGAGAGGCAGCGUUAUUGACUGGGUGCACAGGGUGCUUCCGGAGAGGGGACGACAUGGCAGAGAGCCUCACUGAAAGGGGCCCCUGAGCUCUAACUCGGUGGUUUCUUUUUGCAGCUAAGCUGCACACCCAUUUUGCUGGGUCUUGGGCCUUCUCAAUGCCUCUGGCGGUGGAAGUGUCAGCCCCAUCUGCUGCUGAGCCUAGUGCCGCUGCUGACCUUCACCUCCCCAUGGGGACUGCGCAGGUGGCAUCAGCCCUUCCUGUCUUCCCCAAGGGAGCAAACAGUCCAGUCUCAAACCAGUGCCAGAGCCCAGAUCCUGGUCUGUCCCUUAUUAACUUGUGGGUAUGAAUAGAUGUAAGACUACCCCAAGUGCACAACAACAGGCAAAAUAGAGCUGAUAUGCCUUACAAGCAUAUCUGAUUAAUCCUGAGCAAAGAACAUUUAUAGUUUUGGACCCUGAUUCACCUCUGCCUUACUGCACCUUGCCAGAGGAAUUCAAACCCCUGAAAAUGAGAGUGAUGUGUGCCUAGCACACUGCUGCAUGAAUAACUUCACUGACGUUUAAGGCACAGAGCUGCUAGCAGGUGUAGGAAGGGUCUACAGUAACCGACUGUGGACAUUUCCUGAAUGACAGGAAAGGGGGGGAUUACCCAAAGAUGGAGAAUUUGGUCAAGGCCAAACAUACAUUCCUUCAUCUGCCCAAAUAAUUUUGUCAUUCCCUCUGAUACUUUCAUUAGUAAGCAGAGCUUUACUUAGGUAGCAUGAAGCUAUUUUCAGAGCUCAGCUUGUCUGAGUUGAAGUCAGAGUGUAGCCACUGUCACACUGAGAGCUGAUAAGCAAUGGGACCAAACAGUUGGAUUUAAAGAAUAAUAGUAGUUGUAGUUAGAAGGGAGUCUCAGCUACUCAGCCAGCUUUGGUUUGGGUCCGGUAUCCUACGGUCUCCUCCAGCAGCCACUGUGGAGAGAAAGGUGAAGGGAACAGAGUCUCAAGGAACUCCGCAAGAGGAAGAGAUAACACUUUUCAUGGUUUUCUGACAAGGGGUAAUUUUCUGACAUUGUCCUGCACAUGUGAGCACUGCAGGAGGCGGUCUUCAGUCUGAGCCUUCAGGAGGGUCAGUGCUGUGUUUCCUGCCAGACAGCAAAGGGAUCUCUUACCUAUUGUGAUAUCAUCUGCCCUGACUGAAAAGGUCUCUGGUAGGGAGGGCUCUUCCCCAGGGAGGUUUUAAAGCCAAGGAGUUCACUGCAUAGCUGUUCUGUUUGCCAUAGAACUGCUCUGCAAAUGAAGAGCACCUAUAAAGCUGACAAGGUGACCACUGUGUCAUGAUGAGGUUCUCGUCCAUAAUUCUGCAUUAUUUAUAUAUCUGGGAUGUAAAGUUCAGUACAAACGCGCAUGACUCUUGGGUGGCUGGCAAAAAGGGCUCAUGAGCAACCAGUCUCCCUUUCACCUCUGCAUGGCCUUCAGAAAAGUAGACCAUCCCAGCCUAGACUUGGCCAGGCAGGUAGGUUGUCCUGUUCAGUGAUGGCCCAAGCUACUUCUGCCUCUUUGAAGAUGCAUAACUGAGGCUCUCUUUAUCUGUGGUAUUCUUCUGUCUUUCCUGCUGGAUCAUUUACAACCUCUUUCCAGCCUUUCUAGUCUAAUUCUGUAUUCCCUAGGCAUUAUGCAAUAGGGGCAAGGCCUCCUUCAGCAACCAUCACCUUCAUGCAAGGUGGCACAGAUAUUUUCCCAUUUCAUCUUCAUUUUUUCAGUCAUAUUUUCCUGGAAAGCAUUCAUCCAGGACAUAGGCUCACUGGAUAGCAUUCAACCAGCCUCACUUACAGGGCAGGAGGGACUGAAUUCUUGUGAUCAGCUGUGAGCAAACUACCUGUCUGCUGGUCUGUCUCUUCCUCCUCCUCCUUCUGCAGGUUCUUUCUUCCUAUAGUUUGUAUCCACCACCAGAGAGCAGGCUCAAAAUCUUGAUUUCAGAGAAGACAAUGGGAAUUUUACUAUGUGCCCUCAGUGAGGACGCAUUUUUCACUCACUGAAUUUCAGGAUCCUACUGAGCAAGGAUUGUAGAAAUGGGUCAUAAUGAUCUCAGUGCUGUGGCCACCCCCUUAUGGGAAACACAGUGCACCAACAGAUCUGAUUCUUUUUCUUCCUCCAGAGUCUACCCAAAAGUGAAGAAACCAUAUCACACUCAUUAGCAUGCUAUGUGUUCCCUGGGUCUCUGCCUGGCUGCCUAGACAUGGACCCCAAAGGGACUUCUUUAUCCUCAUGAUUUCAUUUGUCGCCAGUUUGGAGCUGGGGCUGUUUUUUAACAUUGGUUUGUACAAUGGGGCCCUAUGGAUUGGGCACUAAUUUGGAGGCUUAUGGCUGCUAUUGUA
Messenger RNA from Athene cunicularia (burrowing owl), 4934 nucleotides. It is a transcript of the gene TNFRSF11A, whose product is annotated as TNF receptor superfamily member 11a. Gene Ontology annotation, molecular function: cytokine binding; tumor necrosis factor receptor activity. The transcript has 10 exons. The coding region runs from base 169 to 2178 and encodes 669 amino acids. Lineage: Eukaryota; Metazoa; Chordata; Aves; Strigiformes; Strigidae. The record is from RefSeq and is a predicted model, not a curated record. Gene Ontology annotation, cellular component: external side of plasma membrane. Gene Ontology annotation, biological process: ossification; multinuclear osteoclast differentiation; response to interleukin-1.